AUGGAUGCAGUCACAUCACGCCAGAUCUUUACCAGACCAACUGUUGUGCCUCACAGGGAUCACAUCAUCCACAUAUGCGCUCCGGAUGCAGAUGCAACACAAGCCAUUCGCAACCCGGGUGCCAACCUUACAUAUUGCAACACGACGCACGCCCACCACCCGCGCCCUCCCUCUUACGCCGUCUGCCCAACCUGCGGCCACUCCAUCCCCAACAACAGCAACGCGCCACAUCCCACAUGCCCAACGUGCGGGCAAACCGUAUUCCAAUACGCAUCACACACGGCACAACACUACGCCGCCGCGGCCCCAGACCCACGCGAUACGCUGCUAUACGGUCGUCGCCCGGACGACUACCUGCCCGCGCCACCGCGGUUCUUUCGGGACGAUGCUGGCAUCCGCUGGAUCCCGACCCUUCCGGACGGCGCGGCGAACUUUAACUUUCGGGGACAUGAUGGUGGCGGGGGCAUGAAGUGGAGGUCGGGCGGUGGUGCCGUGGGCACGGGUGGUGAGAGGAGGGUAUUUCACCCGUAG
Anthostomella pinea is the source of this 531-nucleotide messenger RNA. The record is from the annotation of a GenBank genome assembly. NCBI's taxonomy places the organism in Eukaryota, Fungi, Ascomycota, Sordariomycetes, Xylariales, Xylariaceae.